Cyprinodon variegatus (sheepshead minnow) is the source of this 855-nucleotide messenger RNA. It is a transcript of the gene sncga, whose product is annotated as synuclein gamma. The record is from RefSeq and is a predicted model, not a curated record. The coding region runs from base 78 to 422 and encodes 114 amino acids. The transcript is spliced from 5 exons. Gene Ontology annotation, biological process: synapse organization; synaptic vesicle endocytosis; chemical synaptic transmission. Gene Ontology annotation, molecular function: cuprous ion binding. NCBI's taxonomy places the organism in Eukaryota, Metazoa, Chordata, Actinopteri, Cyprinodontiformes, Cyprinodontidae. Gene Ontology annotation, cellular component: cytoplasm; neuronal cell body; axon terminus.
GAUCUGAGGCAGACGGAGGCGAAGUGCAGCAGAGCAGAGAGGACAGCUCAGGAGACGAGUUGGACAACAAUCCCAUCAUGGACGCCCUGAGGAAAGGAUUCUCCAUGGCGAAGGACGGAGUGGUGGCCGCCGCCGAGAAGACCAAGGCCGGGGUGGAGGAGGCCGCCAGCAAGACCAAGGAUGGGGUCAUGUAUGUGGGAAACAAGACAAUGGAGGGCGUGGCGACGGGUGUGGGCUCAGUCGCUCAGAAGUCGACCGAACAGGCCAAUGUGGUUGCUGACACAGCUGUUGCCGGGGCCAACGAGGUCGCCCAGGCAACAGUGGAAGGGGUGGAGAAUGCAGCGUUGGCGAGCGGAUUGGUCAAGAAGGCUGGUGUCCCUAAAGCAGACACAGGGGAGCAAACUGAGCCGACGUCUCAGUAGACUCUGGAUGUCCUUCAUCACUGAAGAGGAGAGAAGAAGAAACUUAAACUGUUGCUCAAUAAUUCCUCUUCUGCUGCAGCCUUUAACCUCAUUAACCAAUCACACGCUCUGAUUUCCUCACUGUUACCAUAGUUACAGGGUUGCCCUCCAACAUAGCCUGAAUGUUUUAACGCUAAUAAACUGGACCAGGUCAUGUGCUUUGAUUCUAUUAGCUGAUUGGCUCAUUGGGAGUGGGUGUGUACGUCACCUUUUCACCUUGUCAGUCACCGGCUAAGCCCCGCCCCCUGACACUGCCUUAAUAAUGCAUGAAGCUUUAGACUGAAAACACAGAGGUAUUGAUUGAUGAUGAGAUUUAAUCUGGUUUUUGUUUGAUGUCACUAAUUUGGGCUCAGCUGAUUAACCUUUUAUAAACUAUAAUAAAUUAAUAAAGAGU